AUGAAUUUGUUUGAUUUACCACUAGAAAUUCUUAUAAAAAUAGUUAAACACUAUCAAUAUGAUAAUCAGGAGAAACACAGAAAAAUAUUUGAACAGUUACACAGAUUUCUCAACGAAUGGUGUUAUCAAUUUACGGCUUCUUUAGAAUCAACAAGGGAGAGUAUUGUAACGUAUAGAGAGAUAUGCCAAUCAACAAUAAAUCGUCAUGCAGACGAAAUAGGCAUGCUUACUAUGGAAAUUGACCAUGUGGAGUAUUUUGUAAAAUUAAAUGAGAAAGACUACACAGUUUAUUACCCUGAAUUGCUAAUAGUGAAAAAUAGGAUUUGUCUAUUAAUGCAAGGGAACAAAUACCAGCUGAAUAUCAGAAAUAUAAGACCAAGGUUGAUAAAGGAAACUUAUUGUCUUGGUCGCAGGGCAAGCCUCAAUAUUUUUCAGUUUGAUAAACUCUGGAGAAUACCACUGGGGUUGAGCAAAUUAAAUAUCCAUAACGUAUCUACUUCACAAAACAUUAAUUUGUCAAAUUCUCAAGGAUUGAAAGAACUAAAAUUGUCAUUUGCUUCAUCCCAUUCCGUUUUUCCAACAUGGGUCGCUGGUGGUUUAUUACAUCUUAAGCGAUUAACUAUAAUAUUCAAAGCCGAUGAAAUAAAACACCAAAGCUGGUCUACAACAAUGUAUCGAUUACCUAAUAUAAAGUAUUUGGAAGUUGUGUGUGCUAAUUUAAAGUUUUACAACAUCAUAAGGAGUUUAGGUGAUCGCUCAUUACAAUACAUUCGAUUCACCAUGCGUCAACAACAUUACACUACACAAGAAUUAUCCAGAACACUUGAUAAAAUAAUGAAACCAGAUGGGUUUUAUGUACUUGAUUUUGUUUAG
Messenger RNA from Candida tropicalis MYA-3404, 873 nucleotides. RefSeq lists its product as uncharacterized. The transcript has a single exon. The record is from RefSeq and is a predicted model, not a curated record. NCBI's taxonomy places the organism in Eukaryota, Fungi, Ascomycota, Pichiomycetes, Serinales, Debaryomycetaceae. Bases 1 to 873 code for a protein of 290 amino acids.